Messenger RNA from Helobdella robusta, 1254 nucleotides. RefSeq lists its product as hypothetical. NCBI's taxonomy places the organism in Eukaryota, Metazoa, Annelida, Clitellata, Rhynchobdellida, Glossiphoniidae. The coding region runs from base 1 to 1254 and encodes 417 amino acids. Gene Ontology annotation, cellular component: plasma membrane. The record is from RefSeq and is a predicted model, not a curated record. The transcript is spliced from 8 exons.
AUGGUGCACCAUACGAUGAUCCUAGCAUGGAGCAUGGUGGUAUUCGUGAAUGUGCCUGCCAUAUGUGCCUCAGAGGAUCAAAGAAAUGACACCGAGAGUGAGAUGUACAUCGGUUGCUUCAAAGUGACAAUAUCCAACGGGAAGAAAACCUCGGCGAGCUCUGUGGCCCAGUGCAGGUCCUACUGUUCAAACAACGAGAAUAACAUGAUAGCUUUGCGAAAUGGGCACGAAUGUUUCUGCGUUGUUCGUGCCGACGCCAAGGUUCAUGCUUCCGAAUGCAACAUCAGUUGCUCUGGAGACAAGAAGUUAUGUGGAGGCAACAGUUCCUACGUAGUUUACAGAGUAAAAGAAGUGAGGAGCGUUUCAAAUUCAAUAUUGGGCAAAAUAAAUCUAAACACUGAUGAUCACAAGUACAAGUUCGUGAGAGGAUACGGUGAAUUUUCGUUUGCAUCUUGUUCGGAAAUAUGCAGUAGUUACAACUUGACCUACUUCUUCAUGCUGCCGAAAAAAGUGAACAAUUGCAUAUGUUUCGUGCAAGGCAUAGAGCCGGAUUUGGAUCUUGCAGACAAAGGAACGUGCCAGAUUCCUUGUCCAACUGGCUCCCAGUGUGACGUCUGUUUCUCCUACAACAUUGAUAGCUACGUCAUGAUCUUCACAAAUUGUUUGUCACUGAAUGGCGAUUGUGGCAAGGAGUUGAAAUGUGUGGUGGUGGCCGUAAAUGGGCGGUCCUACCAUGAGUGUGUCUGCCCGAAAGGCAAAGUUCUGAAUCGCUUCCAACGAUGCGAAUCUUACAGAGUGAAUCUUGCGUACCUCAAGAAGGCCUACAUAUAUUACGAAGAUGCCAGCUCAUUGUUAGAUGGAUCACAAGUAACAGAUGGUCUGAUCGUUCAGGAAACAUCAACCAAACUAGGUGUGCGAUGGAUCGGUGUACAGUUGAUGAAGGAUUAUUACAUCGCUUACGUCACAGUGUUCAAUUCUCUUCGCUACACUGGGGCUGAUGGUCCGUAUUUGAAGAAUUUUUCAGUAGGUCUUGGAAAUGUGUCGCGAAGUAUUUUGAAUGACUUCAGCAUGGAAGCGGUUGUACUGUGUGGAGAUUUCUCGUCAGAGUCCAAUGAGGGCAUUCCGAUGAGAAUAUUCUGCGAAAACACGGCGGUGACGACAAACUUUGUGGUUGUUUAUCCCAAAGACGGAACUAAGAAUAGCAACAUUGGUCUGAACGAAAUUGAAGUCUACCCUCUUGGCAAGGAGAAAUAA